Molecule: messenger RNA, 1683 nt
Organism: Pseudovirgaria hyperparasitica
Lineage: Eukaryota; Fungi; Ascomycota; Dothideomycetes; Acrospermales; Acrospermaceae
Product: PLP-dependent transferase
Exons: 3
Coding region: 1-1683 (560 amino acids)
Biological process (GO): transsulfuration
Molecular function (GO): pyridoxal phosphate binding; cystathionine gamma-synthase activity
Source: RefSeq, a predicted model, not a curated record
AUGGACAUUUCAAGGCUCAGCGCUGGAGAUGCACUCCCGCAUGGUGACAUCUAUGGUGUCAGCGUCCACUUGCCUAGAUGGGCUGACACAGUAGCUUGGGCUGAGCGUGACCCAAAACUUCUUCUUAAGUUGAAAACAGGCUAUCCACGAUUUUUCAUACCACGCGUGGUUCUGCAGCUGGGCUCUCGAAUACUUGAAGAGGCUGCCUCUUCGUCGAUACAAAUUCAUUCAGGUUCCGCUUGGUCAGAUGCUCAGACUGUAGUGAGUGGAGAUUCCUUGGCCGUAUCUUCAUCAGUGCUGCUACUGUCGUCUUUGACAGCUGCCCGCAUGUGCCAUCAGUUUUUGUCCCGGAAUGAUUCACAGUACGGCCCAAUUUUGAGAAUUAGAUUUCCCGGGGUCAUUCAUAUUGUUGGAGAUGCAGAUGUUGAGACCGAUCACAUCGUUCCGACCUCCGAUAUAUACGCCGUUACCUACGCGGAAGGCUCUAUUGAUGAAGCGAAAGCCUUCUGGCAACACACCGGGUUCGGCAUCACAUCACGAUGUGCAGUCUACUGGCUACAACAUGCAUUCCAACUUCAACCUGAACUGCCGUGUCGAGAGCUUCCCUCAAAGCUACCUCUGAAAGAAGCGGGCUGCGCUUACACUGCGCUACAAUCACGCAUAGCAUCACAAAUGUCAACUAAACAGGUUGAGGUAUUGUCUAGGGAUGUUAUAUUGUUCCCGACUGGCAUGUCUGCCAUUACUAACAUCGCACUUGGGGUGCGCAGUAUGCAAGAGAAGAAACUUCGAGUUGGACAUGUUGCGGUCUUUGGCUUUCUAUAUGUCGACACCUUCAAAACGCUCAGUCGUAUCCACGACUUCAAAUGUACUCUCUAUGGCCACGCAUCAAGCUCCGACCUUGAUAAACUCAUAGCGGACUUGAACCGUGGCCUUACGAUUGACGCGCUCUAUACUGAAUUCCCCGGGAACCCCCUUCUCGUUGCCCCAGACCUUAAAGAGCUCCAUAGACUGUCCCUCGAGCAUGAUUUCGUCUUGAUAGUUGAUGAUACCGUCGUCACUGCCAUCAACGCUUCACUGUUUCCCUACUGCGAUAUUAUCUGUACCAGUCUCACGAAAAUGUUCAGCGGCGCGUGCAAUGUCAUGGGCGGCUCUGUAACGCUUAACCCGCAAUCACGCUGGUACACGGCUCUACAUGGACACCUCAUUAAACAACCAAAGGAGCCAUACUUUCCGCUAGACAUUCUCGUCAUGGAACAAAACAGCCGCGACUUCUCCUCGCGCGUGGAGUGCGCAAAUCAGAACGCUGAGAUCAUAGUGCAACAGCUUAAACAGCACGACUCCGUCUCUGAAGUAUUCUACCCCAAAGAAAGCGUUUCCAAGGCGCUGUACGACGAGUUACGGCGCCCAGAUGGGAGGUACGGCUUUCUGCUGUCAAUUCUCUUCGUCUCGCCGGCAGCCGCCAUAGCAUUCCACGAUGCACUGGACGUAGCAAAGGGCCCGAGUCUGGGAACGAACUUCACUCUGGCUUGUCCGUAUACGUUGCUAGCUCAUUACCGCGAACUUGAAUGGGCGGCGAAGUUUGGUGUCGUGGAGCAUUUGGUGCGAAUCAGCGUUGGCGUUGAGAGUACUGCAUAUCUUGAAGAAGUGGUUGCAAAGGCUCUUGAAGCAGCUGCUAGUGUGUAG